Molecule: messenger RNA, 2597 nt
Organism: Teleopsis dalmanni
Lineage: Eukaryota; Metazoa; Arthropoda; Insecta; Diptera; Diopsidae
Product: mediator of RNA polymerase II transcription subunit 17-like
Exons: 7
Coding region: 188-2581 (797 amino acids)
Biological process (GO): regulation of transcription by RNA polymerase II
Cellular component (GO): core mediator complex; mediator complex
Molecular function (GO): transcription coregulator activity
Source: RefSeq, a predicted model, not a curated record
GCAACAGUGCUGCUAACCAAUCACAGCUAACUCAUUUUAGUACAGAAGGAGACAACUAUAUCUAGUCAGCAUAGUUUAGUACAGUACUGUUACUACUAAAAUCAAACUGUCAAAGCUAUACUUGCACCAUAUUGGAGUUGCAUUCGUCAUAGAAGGACACGACAGAACACGACUGCAGUUAAGGAAAAUGCGUUCUAUUAAAAUUUCAAUUGAGAAACCUCCUCGACACAAACGUAUAAAAUUAAUAUACAAUUUUCAAACGGAUUAUCAUCGUAAAAUAACUUUGGCAAGAAAUUUGAAAAGAAAUGUGAAGCGCUUUGUACUUAAAGAAUUACAAGAUAGUGAUCCGGAUAGUUCAGAUUGUUCGAGUUCAUCAAGAGAUUUGGAACUGAGCAAGUAUUCGAUAGAUUCAGAAAAUUUAUCAGAUACGAUGAGUUCUCAAAAUUCUGAUUCUAACGUUGAUACGCAAGAAACCGAUAAUCGGUUGAGUUCGGUUCAAGUCGGUUCAAAUUCCGAAGCUUUUUUUAAAACAGAGUCCAAUAAUUUGGAUGGUAUAACUAAUUUAAAAAUAAAUGAUAAUUUAACUAAUUGUGAAGAGACUGGUAGUACUAAAAAGCCAGUCACUUAUUUCGAUGAAUCUUUAAAGUCAAUAAAAUUACAUAAACCAGAGGGUAUAGCUGAUUCGAAACAAGUCAAUGAUUUGAAUAAUUCAGUUGUAAGUGAUAAUUCAGAACAAAGCGUAUAUAUAGCAGAUUCAAAAGAUGCAUUUGAGUUGGAAAAAAAUUGUAAUUCAGAGUCAUGUCAAUUAGAUGGUCUAGUUGCUUCUGGAGAGACAGGUAAUGCAAACAAUUCAGUUGAAUUAGAUAAUCAGAAAGAAACUAAUAAUUCGGAGAAAUCACACAACUUAGAAAAAGAAGAUGACAAUAAUGAUAUAUCAGUAGAAAGAACACAAAAUGAAUAUUUGGCUUCUCAGCAGAAAGCGCUAAGACAUCUCAAAAUGGCCAUACAACACAUCGUACACUUGAAAGAUUUGUUAUCAGUAGCGUUAGAAAAAAGAUAUUUAUCAUUUGAUGGUAUAAUGGACGCAAUGGACGAUGAAAUAGUGACCACAAAAACUAAAGAAGAAUUUGAUGGUUUUGAACGUAUACAACAAAACUUUCCCAGAUUAUCGAAAGUUUUCAAAACUGAAGCAUCUAAGUUGAAAGGUCAGCGUACUCCUAUAAACUAUUAUCAAAACUUACAGCGCUUAGUCAAUAACUGGGGUGGAUUUCACGAAGGAAAAAGAAUAUUUGGUAGAUUAAAAUCUUUGAGCGAAAAUUCCGAUUAUGUAAAUAUUUUUGAAGUUGUAAAAUCGGUCACACCAAUUAAUGAUGACAAACCAACUACCAGUAAGAAUGCGGUUAACAAUGUAGAAACUAAUUUAAAAGUUAUAUUACCACCUGAAUUGAUGGGCGUGGCAUAUCUGCAUAUACAAAUAACACAUGAAUAUGUGGACUGCUUUAGAACUGCAUUAAAUAAUGUAGUACCUCAAGAGGACAACGUAGAGGGCGAAGAAUGGGAAAAAACUCUACAACAGGCACAAAACGUGCUUACCUCUCGCGAACUCUUCGAUUAUUUGGCAUCUGAAACAGUAACUCUUACCGCAGUUACACCACAUUUGGUAAUGGACAAUAUAAUUUUACUGACUAUACAUCCUGGCGUUCAGUUAAUCAUAACACUUUGUGAAGCACACAACUAUGAUAUGAAGGAAUGCUGCCUAUCGAGUUAUUACGAUUGCAUACUUAAGAGUUCAUUGCAACAACUUAUAUUAAAAGAAAUUUUGAAAAAUGAACGUGUCGUAAUGCCUCAUCCUGCAAGUGCUCCAUUUAGUGCUAAUGAACAGGAAUUUCUGGCUGGUCCUAGUGCCUUCAGAGGUGAAUUCGUGCAGAAAAAGCAAGAGAAAUCUUUUUUGGAAAAAUUUAUUAUGUACGCGAAAAAUAUUUACUUGGUUCAACGUAUAAAAUCUUUAUUCGAUGAGUGGAGUAGAGAAACCACAGAUACACAAAUGAUAUUGCACUUGAUGCCUUUCAGUGAUGUUACUAAAGUUUGCUUCAAGCUUCAACUCAUAAUACAAGGUUACGAAGGUCUUGUGAACAGUGCAGUUUCAAUAGAAAUUAUGGAAGGUACUAUCAAAUGUAUUUACAUAAGCGGCGAAGUAUAUCGCAAUUUGAAAGAUCCCAUCGAGUUACGUGAUGUUUUGAGAAAUUUAAUAAGUAUUCAUAAAAUUUUGUGUGUGCAACGUUUGUCGGAAUUUAUGGGUUGGAUUGUACUUUCUUGUCAUAAGAAUUUGCAUGACAGUCAGCUAGGUAUAUUCAGUAGCUGUAUGAUUUCUUUACCAACUGAAAGCAUCCGUAUUAGUGUCACUAUAUCUCACGAGCCUGAUGUGGAUCCUCGUGUGCUUGUAUCACGCAGUCUGAGAAACAAUCUACAAGUACAAGUACAAGAAUUGAGAGAGGUACAACUUGAUAGAAUGAUUGGUAAAAAUUUUCUCGAAAAAUUCGACAUAUUAUUGGGUUUGUACAGUAAAGCAAUGAAGCACUGAAAUAUUUGAAAUAAAA